Sclerotinia sclerotiorum 1980 UF-70 is the source of this 3825-nucleotide messenger RNA. RefSeq lists its product as hypothetical. The record is from RefSeq and is a predicted model, not a curated record. Gene Ontology annotation, biological process: endoplasmic reticulum to Golgi vesicle-mediated transport; endoplasmic reticulum organization; COPII-coated vesicle cargo loading. Gene Ontology annotation, molecular function: protein binding; structural molecule activity. The transcript has 3 exons. Lineage: Eukaryota; Fungi; Ascomycota; Leotiomycetes; Helotiales; Sclerotiniaceae. Gene Ontology annotation, cellular component: endoplasmic reticulum exit site; COPII vesicle coat. Bases 1 to 3825 code for a protein of 1274 amino acids.
AUGGUCCGUCUACGGGAAAUACCAAGGACAGCGGCGUUUGCCUGGUCCCCAGGUCCAGAGGCCCCUUUAGUGGUUACAGGGACGAGAGCUGGUGCCGUAGAUGCGGAUUUCUCUGAUGAGACGAAGCUGGAGCUCUGGGAUUUGAGCUUGGAUAGCACAGAGCAGGGUGUGGAAUUACAACCUAUUGCUAGUAUUAGCACAGAUUCUAGAUUCCACGACAUUGCAUGGGCACCAGCGAACGCAGACCAUCCGCGGGGCAUAAUCGCAGGCGCACUUGAGAAUGGAUCCUUAGAUUUAUGGGAUGCAGAGAAACUCAUACAAGGAGCUGAGGACGCGUUUAUGUCCAGAACGACGAAACAUACGGGCGCUAUAAAGUCUCUUCAGUUCAACCCAUUGAAGCCACAAAUCCUAGCUACUGCAGGCUCCAAGGGAGAGUUAUUCAUUUACGACGUGAACGACAUCUCAAACCCAUUUAGGCUGGGUACAACCGCAGCAAGAUCGGAUGAUCUCGAAUGCGUGGCAUGGAAUAGAAAGGUUCCCCAUAUUCUAGCAACUGGUGGAAGUGGAGGAUACGUCACAGUCUGGGAUUUGAAAACUAAGAAGGCUUCUUUACAAUUGAGCAACAAUCGCAAAGCAGUAGGAGCAAUUGCAUGGGAUCCGAACAAUGCGACAAAGCUCUUGACUGCUACGCCCGACGAUUCUUCACCAGUCAUUCUUUUGUGGGAUCUUAGAAACUCAAAUGCGCCUGAGAGGACGUUACAAGGGCAUAUCCAAGGAAUUUUGUCAUUAUCUUGGUGUCAGCAAGAUGCCGAUCUUCUGAUAUCUUGCGGCAAAGAUAACAGAACUCUAAUCUGGAAUCCUCAAACUGGGGAGCAAUAUGGAGAGUUUCCAGAGGUUACCAAUUGGACCUUCCAAACCAGAUUCAAUCCACACAACCCCGCAUUAUCUGCCACCGCGUCCUUCGAUGGUAAGAUAGCCAUCCAAACCUUACAAAAUACAAAUCCUACCGCAUCCCAAGCUCCAGUUGCAGGGCCAGUUGAUGGCGAGGACUUUUUUACCAAGGCCCAAACUGAACCUCAAGGAGCUUCAUUCUCGUUGAAUAAAGCCCCUAAGUGGCUGGAACGACCAGUUGGAGCCUCUUUCGGAUUUGGUGGUAAGUUGGUGAGCUUUAGCUUGUCGUCAGCUGCAGCAGGAAAACCUAGAUCGUCCAAGAUUCAAAUCUCUCAAUUCACGGUCGAUUCGGACGUAGGGUCUGCCACCGAGUCUUUCGAAAAUGCCCUCAAGGCCGGAGAUAUCAAGAGUAUUUGCGAAACUCACAUAGAUCAAGCCAAGACUGAGGAAGAGAAGGCAGACUGGAAAGUCAUCGAGACAUUAAUUGCGGCAAACCCCCGCAAACAAGUUACUGAAUUCCUUGGCUUCUCUGAUGUUGACGAGGCCACGAAUGGUGUAUCAGAACUCGGCGUGGAGGAUGCCGAAAAGCCAGAAGAAGCUCCAGCUGAUGCCAAUGGCGAAGCUGCGAAGAAUAAUAGAUUAUCAACGCUUUUCGAUGGUGCCGAAGGGGAUGACUUUUUGACUGAUAUCGCUGCAAAUAAGGGAGCUAAGACGGAUAAUCCUUUCCAUUUAUUCGCUGAAUCCGAUUCGGCCUCGGAAAAACAAAUUACCAAAGCUUUAAUGCUUGGCCAAUUCGAAAAAGCGAUGACUAUCUGCCUUAAGGAGGAUCGAAUUGCUGAUGCUUUCAUCAUUGCCAAUUGUGGCGGAAAAGAGCUGUUAGACAAAGUUCAAGCAGCCUACUUAGCCAAGAAGGCAGAAGGGCCUAACUACUUACGACUUCUGACAUCAGUGAUUGGUAAAAACUUAUGGGAUAUUGUAUACAAUGCUGACCUCGGGAACUGGAAAGAGUCGAUGGCAACAUUGUGCACAUAUGCCGACCCAGCUCAGUUUCCGGAUCUCUGUGAAGCGCUUGGUGAUAGACUCUUGGAUUCUGGCAGCGCAAAGGAUGCUUCAUUUUGUUUCUUAGUUGGUUCAAAGUUGGAGAAGGUCAUCAGCAUCUGGAUUUCCGAGCUCCAAGAGAAUGAGAAACAUGGCAUUGAAGAACAGGAAGGGGAUUCUACAUUCUCUGUACAUGCAAAGUCACUUCAGAACUUUAUCGAGAAAGUCACAGUAUUCCGUGCUGUCACCAAGUUCCAGGAUACAGAGCAAAGUUUGACAUCGGACUGGAAGUUGGCAGCUUUGUACGACAAAUAUACAGAGUAUGCUGAUAUUGUUGCCGCUCAUGGACACCUUUCUAUUGCUGAGAGAUAUCUUGAUCUGCUUCCUGCACAAUAUCCCGCUGCUGAGGUUGCACGAGACCGAGUUAAGCGUGCAUCAAGAACGGUCGCCCCUGCUGCUGCCGCUAGACAACCUGCAGCAAGCUCAAGGGUCCCCGCACGUGCUCAGCCAGCCGCAUAUCAACAACCGAUUCCUGCUGCUGUGGCACCUCCAGCUCAAUCUGCUCCAAAUCCAUACGUUCCACCUACAGCUGCUGCACCUGCUUCUAACCCUUAUGCACCACCCACUUCAGGUGCUUCUAAUCCUUAUGCACCACCCGCUUCAGGUGCUUCUAAUCCCUAUGCACCUCCAACAAGUGCCUACGCACCACAAGGUUAUCAGCCACCACAGUCAUCUCAACCAGCUUAUGUACCUUCUUACGGAGCAUAUGGAGCAGCCCCAACAGGUUAUGGUGCACCUCAACAAUCAUUUGGAGCUCCCGCCCCUCCAAGAAACACAACUCCAUCAGCUCCACCUCCAUCGAAAGCUAAAGAUAUGACAAAUUGGAAUGACAUACCUUUCGUAACAAAGAUGCCUACUGCUAGAAGAAGUACCCCUGUUACCAAUCCAUUCCCCAACCAACAAGGUACUUCGAUGCCACCUCCAGAAAAUCCAUAUGGUGCUCCCAGAGCAACACCUCCACCCCCACCUCCUAAAGGGUCAGCUCCUCCCCGUGUUACUUCGCCAUUGAUGAAUGCACCACCUCCUAGACCGUCUUCCACAGCCAAUGCGUAUACUCCACAAGCACCCCCUCCUCAAUCACCAUAUGCAUCAAUACCGCCACCUACAAUUCCUCGUGGAGCGUCUCCGUAUAACCCUCCGCCUUCUGGGGCUGCACCAACAAGCAGAUACGCUCCAGCUCCAGCAGCACAACAGUAUUCUCAACCGCCUCCAUCAAAUGUCGCUCCACCUCCUCAGGGAGGUAUGAGGCCACCUCCAUCCAACGCAUAUGCACCGCCAUCAGCUGCACCACCUAGCCAGUACGUGCCAUCUCAAUCACCGUAUGAAAACCAACCUCCGCCUGCUCAAUUCCAAAAUCAAGGUCCCCCACAAAGCCAACCGCAGGGCCCACCACAAGGUCCUCCACAAGAUUGGAGAAUGGGUGGCUCUCGACCACCCGCUGGGCCUCCUAAGGCACCUGCUGUGGCAGCUUCCCCAGCAAAGCCUAGACACCCUGCCGGUGAUCGAUCACACAUUCCCGCAUCUGCGCAAAAAAUGGUCGAAAUUUUCACCAAUGAUAUGCAAAGAGUAGUUUCGAAAGCUCCAGCGAAUUUCGCACCACAAGUGAAAGAUACGCAAAAGCGUCUCAACAUUUUGUUUGAUCACUUGAACAAUGAGGAACUCGUGAAGCCUGAUACUAUUGAGAAAUUGACGCAGUUGGCUGAAGCACUUCAAUCUGGUAACUACGAUGCAGCAAGCAGGUUGCAAGUUGACAUUCAACGUGAAAAGACUGAUGAGUGUGGUAAUUGGAUGGUCGGUGUUAAACGACUAGUUAGUAUGAGCAAGGUCACUCCUUAG